CACCUUCACAGAAGGCCAACUCGGGUGCGUCCACCGCACGGAAACACUCUGCACCUGACCGAGAGAAUCAAAGCCACGGCAGUCCCAGCGUGUUAUUGCCGCUGCACCACCGUUCCACCUCUUCUACACUCCUAAACGGCUAGCCACAAGUUCACAGCCCCUCCACACGCAGCAAAGAUCACAGAAACCACCAUCGUUUAGCCCCCACAGCUUCUCCCGCCGUGUUUCUCCUGCCGUCAGCAUACCCGUUGCACCGUAGCCCCACCGUGCGCCACCCAACUCAGCCCGUGUGUCCCCUGUUUUUCCAUACCCAAAACCGAGCAAGUGCCCCCCACCGUGAGCCUCUGUUUAGCCAUGCACCCUCUGUCCCGCCCGAGCCAUUAUUUUCCAGCGUGAACAACCUAAAACCAGCCCCUGUUUUUAUAAAACCAAAACAGAGCAUCGUUCUCCUUCUCUCUCUCAUCUCCCUUUUCAUCUUCGUCUUCUCUCUCUCAUCUAUCUCUCCCUCGUGUUUAACCACCCAGAUCGGUGGUGUCUUCGCCGCAUCAUCACCUCAUCCCAGCAUCUGUCACGCCCUCCCAUGGUGCUGCUGUCUCUUUGUUCUUCCUUGGGUGAAACGGCCACUAACGGUCAGUUCAACCAUGCUUGAACACUUCGCACGACAUCAACCUUCAGUUCUUCGCAUCUCCAAUUCCCUUCAUUUCUCCCACAAUCUCAUUUAGGGUACCUAAAAGUGCCGCUCUGCAUCAACCUCGAGGGGUAAAAAAUGGUUCGUAGCAUCAAAAGCGCGAAGAAAAUCAAGACAAAGAGCAAGGUCUCGAGCAUAGGAGAUGGAUCUUCGUCUUCGAUACCAUCGAUGCCGGCAAAGGUGUGGCAACCAGGUGUGGAUAAAUUGGAUGAAGGCGAGGAGCUUGAGUGCGACCCCUCGACCUAUAAUUCCCUUCACGCCUUCCAUAUUGACUGGCCCUGUCUUAGCUUCGAUAUAGUACGUGAUACGCUGGGGUUGGUCCGAACGGAGUUCCCGCAAACAAUGUAUUUCAUUGCUGGUACUCAGGCAGAGGAUGCUUCCUUGAACUUUAUUGGAAUAUUUAAAAUGUCCAACAUAACAGGAAAAAGACGUGACCUAGUGCCUUCCGAACCUGUAGCUGGUAACUCUGAUAUGGAGAUUGACAAUAGUGAUAGUGACGAUGAUGAUGAUAAUGAGGAGCUUGGUGGGUCCGGGAGUCCGAGUUUGCAGUUGCACAAGGUAGCUCAUAAUGGAUGUGUAAACCGUAUACGAGCUAUGGCACAAAAUCCCCAUAUAUGUGCAUCUUGGGCAGCUAAUGGUUACGUGCAGGUAUGGGACUUCAGCUCUCAUCUGAAUGCUUUAGCAGAAUCAGAAACACAAGGUGCUCAGGGAGCUUCAUUAGUUAAGUUUGAGCACAAAGAUGAAGGCUAUGCUAUAGACUGGAACCCUAUUGUUCCAGGAAGGCUUGUAUCUGGGGACUGCAAGAAUUGUAUUUAUCUGUGGGAGCCUAGAUCUGAUGAGGCUUGGAAUGUUGAUACCAAACCAUUUAUUGGUCAUGCUGCGAGUGUCGAAGAUCUACAGUGGAGCCCUACAGAACCUCAUGUGUUUGCCUCUUGUUCUGUGGAUGGGACUAUUGCAAUAUGGGAUGUGCGUUUAGGGAAGUCAGCAGCAACAUCUUUCAAGGCUCAUAAUGCAGAUGUGAAUGUCAUAUCGUGGAACAGGCUGGCUAGCUGUAUGUUGGCAUCUGGAAGUGACGACGGGACAUUUUCUAUUCGUGAUCUCAGAUUGCUAAAGGAAGGAGAUUCUGUAGUGGCACAUUUUGAAUACCAUAAACACCCUAUCACAUCCAUUGAGUGGAGUCCACAUGAAGCCUCUACUUUGGCUGUUUCAUCAUCAGACAAUCAGCUAACAAUAUGGGACCUUUCCUUAGAAAAUGAUGAUGAAGAGGAUGCAGAGUUCAGAGCAAAAACAAAAGAGCAAGUAAAUGCCCCUGAAGAUCUACCUCCACAACUUCUAUUUGUUCAUCAGGGCCAGAAAGACUUGAAAGAAAUACAUUGGCAUUCACAGAUUCCAGGAAUGCUUGUAUCUACUGCAGCAGAUGGUUUUAACAUCCUGAUGCCUUCAAACAUACACACUACCCUCCCCUCCCCUCGGAUGGUGCUUGAAACUCGCAUAUGAUCCGUUGCUAGCAGAUUUUUUAAAUUUUAUAGUUUUAUUAAGGCCAAUAAAAAAAAAAAUAAUUAGUGUUUUCUAUCCAAUUUAUGCUUUUGCAUUUUCUGAUCAAGACAAGGGUGACUCGCAACAGCAAGGCCCCGUUUGGUUAUAAUAUUUAGUAAAUUUUUGAUUUGACAUAAAAGUUCAAAUGAAUAUUGUGAAAGGUAGAAUUUAUCAUA
Messenger RNA from Carya illinoinensis, 2400 nucleotides. RefSeq names its product protein HEAT STRESS TOLERANT DWD 1-like. The transcript is spliced from 13 exons. The coding region runs from base 767 to 2185 and encodes 472 amino acids. NCBI's taxonomy places the organism in Eukaryota, Viridiplantae, Streptophyta, Magnoliopsida, Fagales, Juglandaceae. The record is from RefSeq and is a predicted model, not a curated record. Gene Ontology annotation, molecular function: protein binding.